Molecule: messenger RNA, 1986 nt
Organism: Cheilinus undulatus (humphead wrasse)
Lineage: Eukaryota; Metazoa; Chordata; Actinopteri; Labriformes; Labridae
Gene: rnd2
Product: Rho family GTPase 2
Exons: 6
Coding region: 493-1197 (234 amino acids)
Biological process (GO): small GTPase-mediated signal transduction
Molecular function (GO): GTP binding; GTPase activity
Source: RefSeq, a predicted model, not a curated record
UCAUUUAAUUAUCUCAUUCACAAAACCAAUAACUCCUCAGCAGGGCACUUCCGAAGAAUAUUAUCAAAAUGUACCGCAAUUUGGCACAUAAAGACAACCCAGUCAGCCCAGACUGGCUAAUUUGAUGAACUAUUUUAUCUAUGUAGGCUGCUUUUAUUGAAUCUCCAUUUAGAGGUCAGACGGCACUAAAUCUGGAGCUGCAGCCUGCUCCAGCUGACUGAUGGGACUCAGACGUGAAUAUUAGGAGGGCGUGGCCAGUAAUCAAAGCACCAGUUUCCAGGGAGGGCUCGCGCGUCCUCUCUCUCCCAGUCAGAGUGUGUCAGCGGGACCUGAGAGCCGCGCGCGCAGGACAGGAGCGGAGCAGCUGGAUAAGACGCACCGGAUCGGCGCAUGUAUACUCUCAGACAUUUUCCUGUGAUUCUGCCCCGUCUCUUACCGGAGGCUUGAUGCGAUCCGCACCUGCAUCUGGCGCACACCCCUGACCGAUAAACCAUGGACAGUCUGGGCAGCCGCUGUAAGAUCGUGGUGGUUGGGGACACACAAUGUGGGAAGACUGCGCUUCUGCACGUUUUUGCCAAGGACUGCUAUCCAGAGAACUACGUGCCCACUGUAUUUGAGAACUACACAGCCAGCUUUGAGAUCGAGAAACAUCGGAUUGAGCUCAAUAUGUGGGACACAUCAGGUUCGUCUUAUUACGACAACGUGAGGCCGCUGGCGUAUCCUGACUCGGAUGCGGUGCUCAUCUGCUUCGACAUCAGCCGCCCUGAGACUCUGGACAGUGUCAUAAAGAAGUGGCAGGGGGAGACGCAGGAGUUCUGCCCCAACGCCAAAGUUGUCCUUGUCGGCUGUAAGCUGGACAUGAGGACUGACGUCAACACCCUGAGGGAGCUCUCCAAGCAGAGGCUCAUUCCCGUCACCCAUGAACAGGGCAGCACAAUAGCCCGACAGGUGGGUGCAGUGGCCUACAUCGAGUGUACCUCCAAGGUUUCUGAAAACAGUGUCCGGGACGUGUUCCACGUGACCACGCUGGCAUCCGUGCAGCGGCCACACAAGCCACAGUUAAAACGUAGCAGUUCCCGCAGAGGCCUGAAGCGAGUUUCACAGCUGCCCCUGCCUCCACUGCCGGGCCGGACUGAACAGAUGGACCAAGCCCCGGCCAUGAGGAAGGACCGGGCCAAGAGCUGUGUGCUCAUGUAGAGACCCAUUAUUACAAAUAUAAAUAUAUGUAAAUACAAAAACACAGAAUAUAUAACAGAGGAGGUCUAUUUAUUGUUCUUUUUUCUUGUAUUUUGAGUUUUUGCACUGCAGAGGAGUGAGGAGGAAACAAAACGCUGCGCUGUGGAAAGAAAUGUUUUGGAUUAUUUUUUCCCGUUUAUUUUUUUGCUGCGUGUGCAUAUUUUCCAAGCUGUUCCAAGCUGAUAUUUGUGUUGUUUUGAAAUGAUGACAAAUUGGACAAAACCUCUGGAUGUGAUAGUGGAAGUGCUGCCUGUAGUCCUUGGUAUUAGAAAGGAAUUAAUUUCUUGAAGCAGCUCAAAGAAGAGGAAGACAUCAAGGAGAGAGAAGCACGUUGAAGCAGGACAUCUGUGGAUGAAGCUUGUUUUCAGAGGCGUCGUUCCUCUGCAAACAUGAUCACCGACUUUCUAUCUGUGCUGUUUAAAGUUUCUUCCUGUUGCCAUAUGUGAGAGGCAAACCUGUAUGUACAGAAAUGCUGAAAAGGGAUUUUAGAAAUAAGAGGAAUGAUUGCUCAAACCAAACAUUAAGAGCUGGAAAUGAGAUUUUGUAACAGAAAUAUUGUGAAGGUCUGUGUGAGCAUUACUACCACAAGUGCAUUUUUAAAAAAACACAACAUAUCUGGUUAUUUUACUUUCAUUUAAGACUUUUUUUUCCUCAUCAACUCCGACUGUGUCAGUUUGAUUCACUAAAGUUAAAGCUGUUGUUGCUAUUUUAAAGAUGUUUCUUUGUGGAAAAUAAAGUGGUAAAAUGUUA